This is a messenger RNA of Dichotomopilus funicola, 1131 nucleotides long. RefSeq lists its product as uncharacterized. NCBI's taxonomy places the organism in Eukaryota, Fungi, Ascomycota, Sordariomycetes, Sordariales, Chaetomiaceae. The record is from RefSeq and is a predicted model, not a curated record. The transcript is spliced from 3 exons. The coding region runs from base 1 to 1131 and encodes 376 amino acids.
AUGGCUUCGCUCGCGUCUGAGUCCGAGUCCGAGUCCGAGUCUUGCAUUAACAUUAUUUCAGUUGACGGCUACUCGAUCGACGAGAUCGUCCAGCACAUCGUCGAUGCCCGGCGCGACCGCACCGAGUCAAUCCUCAGCCUGCACUGGCCGGCCGACGCUCCGGGGGACUUAUGCGGGCGUAUCGAUAAGAAGCUAGUCAAGCUCGACCAGAUCAAGAUCCGGCGGUUUGAGUACGACUACCAGUCCGGCAUCGCUUACAUCGAUAUCAUGACAGAAACAAGCCUCCAUUUCCAGAUGCUAGUGGGCACGAGUAACUACGCUGAACUCAGUCUUGCGCGCUUUGUGGCAACGAUUCCCGACGACGCGCUUCGCCAGCGCAUUGUAGGCGAGAUCCUCAACUUCGGCACAGCUAGUAUCGAAAAGAAAGCGAAGAUCCUCAAGCAAGGCGAAUUUGCCUUCAGCUCCGUCAAGAACAAGCUUCCUUCGCUGAGAAAGGUGUGCCAGUAUAUUAAGUGCGGUGAGGGAGACAUCCAGGCCGCCAUUGUCCUCGAUGUACAGUAUCGAAAGGAAAACCGGGCUAAGGUCGCCUUGUGCGUCGCGGACGGCACCGCUGCUGGCACUUGGGUUCGCUAUUUCGACACCAUCUACGACGAAAAGCUCGUCGAGCAGCCUGAGGGCGAGGUUGGUCUGUACCUAUCUGACUUUAUCGGUCCUACCAACUUGCCUGUUUCCUUCUGUCGCCCUUCGGCCGCCGAGACUGCUGCAGGUAUACAACGCAAUCCUCAGGUCCGCCUUACGUAUGAACAACUCCGGAAAAUCUUCCUCAAGGCCCGCGCCAUUUACCAAGGAAGAUACGAGCCGCGUAAUGGUGAGGAAGAGGAGGACAACAUAUAUACCAUAAUCCAAAGUGCUAAACGGGAGCGUGAACAGGAGCGGGAGCGAUCUAAGCAGGAGUUGGAGCAGGAGAGGGAGCGAUUUAAGCAGGAGUUGGAGCAGGAGAGGGAGCGAUCUAAGCAGGAGUUGGAGCAGGAGAGGGGGCGAUCUAAGCAGGCGUUGGAGCAGGAGCGGGAGCUGAAGCAGCGAAUUGCCAUGCUGCAGGCGCAGGUGCUUCAGCUCCAGAGACAGGUCUAG